Messenger RNA from Orycteropus afer afer, 471 nucleotides. Its product is annotated as ribonuclease 8-like. NCBI's taxonomy places the organism in Eukaryota, Metazoa, Chordata, Mammalia, Tubulidentata, Orycteropodidae. Bases 1 to 471 code for a protein of 156 amino acids. The transcript has a single exon. Gene Ontology annotation, biological process: defense response to fungus; innate immune response; defense response to Gram-negative bacterium. Gene Ontology annotation, molecular function: nucleic acid binding; RNA nuclease activity. The record is from RefSeq and is a predicted model, not a curated record.
AUGGCACAAACCAAGACACAGAUUCAGGCCCUGCUGCUGCUCCUGCUGCUGGGGCUGUGGGUGGCUGAGGUCCCAGUCAGUGCCAAGCCCAAGCACAUGACCUCAGCUCAAUGGUUUGAAACUCAGCAUGUGCAGCCCAGCCCUGAAAGAUGCAACACCGCGAUGGAAAGCAUCAAUAAGUAUACAAAACACUGCAAAUAUUUCAAUACCUUCCUGCAUGACUCCUUCUCCAAUGUGGCCACCACCUGCCAGACCCCCACCAUAACCUGCAAGAAUGGCCGUGAAAUCUGCCACCAGAGCCAAGAGCCAGUGUUCCUGACCCAGUGUGAGCAUGUCUCGGGGAGGUACCCAGACUGCAAGUACAAGGAGAAGAACCUGGAUGCAUUCUUCAUUGUAGCCAGUGACCCCCCACAACAGAAGGAUUACCUGGAGAAUGAGCUGGUUCCUGUGCACUUGGACAAUGUUAUCUAA